Molecule: messenger RNA, 1149 nt
Organism: Funneliformis mosseae
Lineage: Eukaryota; Fungi; Glomeromycota; Glomeromycetes; Glomerales; Glomeraceae
Source: the annotation of a GenBank genome assembly
AUGUCACCAGAGACGCCACAGAAUGAUGCAGCUGACGAACUUUCAAUUCAAAUUCAAGCACCAAUUAUGAAUGCAUUGCGUGAAGCACAAACAGAAUAUCCGGAAGAUAAUGAAGACCAUGACGAAACAAGUCGUUUGUUAUCACCAAACGAAAAUUCACAAAAACAAGUUGAAACAACUGGUUCUACAAGAAAUAAGCGAGGGAAACAUUUUUAUAAUUCAAGAACUUUCAUUAAACUAGUUUUAUUGAUAACGUUUAUUGUGAUAAUUGUGAUUCUUUUGGUCGUCUUUAGAAUUCAAGAUCAUAUCAAAGAUUAUCUGGAACUUAUUGAAAAACAUAAGAAAUAUGGGAUCUUGAUUUAUCUAGCCAUCUACACUAUUUGUAUAUGGUUAUUUUUACCGGGGUCUUUAAUAAGCAUUGCCGCAGGUUUUUUGUUCAAACCUGCAAUAUUAGCCGGUGCCAUUAUCAUUGUUGGAGAUAUUUUUGGUGCUUUCGGUACAUUUAUUUUUGGUAGAUACGUUUUUUCAGAUUGGGUAAAGGCUCAAAUUAAAAAGAAACCGAUGUUUACGGCACUCGAUAGUGUUAUAACAGAUGAAGGAUGGAAGAUUGUUGUGAUGCUACGGUUAACUCCGAUACCUUUCAACCUAAUAAGUUAUUUCUUCUCAGUAAGUUCUAUCGAUCUUUUUCCUUUCCUCUGGGCGACUGCCCUUGGUGUUUUGCCCGGAACUUUUAAUGCUGUUUGGAUUGGGUCGCUGGUAAAGAGCUUGAGUCGGAUUGAUAAACCAAAAUUAGAAAAUAAAGACAUUGUCAUUAUUACGAUGAAUUUUAUCUUUGUAGCAUGUUGUGUGAUUGCUUUAUCUAUUCUUGGUAAACGAUCAUUAAGAAAAGCAAUGAUCAAAUUGCAAGCAUCAAAAAUGACAGAAUCAGACUUCAAUCAUGAUCUUCGAUCUUCUAUUGGCUCAUCAUCAUCUCCUCAAAUGACGGAUGUUGAAGUUGAAGAAGAAUCUCCUAUGAAUUCACGAGCUGGAUUUACACGUACAGAAAGAAUAAUUCUUUGCCUUAUCGGCGUCGUCUCGUUCCUUAAUAUUGCAAUAUCGGUGCCAUUAUAUUUUUAUUUUCGUUCAAUUGAAGAAAAUAAUUCUGUAUAA